Rubroshorea leprosula is the source of this 1646-nucleotide messenger RNA. The record is from the annotation of a GenBank genome assembly. NCBI's taxonomy places the organism in Eukaryota, Viridiplantae, Streptophyta, Magnoliopsida, Malvales, Dipterocarpaceae.
AUUUUUUAUGGAAACAUUGUUUAAGGAAUUUUCUUGAUGGAGUUUCCUAUUUCUUAUGCUCAUCAGGGAUUUUUCUUGCCAUUCAAAAUUUUUUCCUGCGCUUAAUUCAGUUCCCACAACAUUCAAACAGGAUUCUUUGAGGCGUGUUAAGGCAACCUAUAUCCUUACUUUAUUUUGCUUUAUCUCAACCAAUCUUUGCUGGUGAAUUGCUGUCAAAGAGAAAGGUUUCUUUGAUUUCUUGGCUUUUCUAGUUUUUCUCUAGAAAACUACAGUUCAACUGUCUGUUGAGUGUUGAUAUUCCUUUGAAGGGAUUUCUUUUUCUUUAUUUAUUUAUUUAUUUUUAGAUUAUUGGGUACAGAGGCAAUUGAGAGAAUCUUGAGAGGUUUACAAGCUGAGAUUAUCUAUUCAGGGGCUGUGAAGUACUGAGCAAAGAUGGGGUCUUUCAGUGGAUUAGGUAUUGGGUUAAGUCUGGUGUUUGGUUGCCUUCUUUUGGCUCUUGUUGCGGAACUUUACUAUCUGCUUUGGUGGAAGAAGAGAAUUACCGGAGGGGAGAAAAAACAUGAUUAUAGCAAUUAUGCAAAGGGGUUGAUUCAGCUUUUCCGCAGGAAGGUAUCAGCUUCUCUGCAUUCGACCACCACCAAUGGCAGCAAUCAAGAUACUGUCGAAGGCCCAGAUGCCAAUGGUGAUCUUGAGUCAGACCCAGAACUUGGUUCAAGCAAGGAUUCGUUGCUGAAGCCUUUUGCAGGGGAAGAAAGUGUAGAAGCAGAACUCAUGAGGCUAUACAAUCUGGCCGGACCGCCAAGAAAUCUCUUCACAAUUAAGGAGGAAACUAGGGAAGAUUUGGAGUUCGAUGAUGGCAAAUCUAGAAGUGAGAGCAGCAGGAAAGGAUCCAGAACAGGAAGCUUGAUGAGUGAUCUUGUCCUGACCGCUGACAACCCUUAUCUCAGUCCUCUGGCUUCCCCACCUUCAAGGUCUCCUUUGAGUUCUUUCCACUCAUAUCACCACCGCGGAUUCAAUCCUCUCUUUGAAUCAUCAACAGGACCUGAAUUGAAUAUUUUGAAAUCUUCACCUCCUUCAACACUCAAGUUCUUGAAGGAUGCCGAGGAGAAAUUUCUCAGAAGAAUGAAGGAAGAAGCUGAGAAAAGGGCUCAGAAAAAUGGUGGAUCUGUUCAAGAUUCUGAUCCUGUUAAGCCUCCUAACAGUUCAAAACUGGUAGCAGAAGAGAUUGACGGUUCUUUUCUCAAAUUCAUUGUUGGGAAGAACAUUUACCCUACAACAUUAAGCGUGCAGUAAUUUUCAGUGCUCAGUUUUUUUAUUCUUUUCACUUGUCCAUCAAUUCUUCAAGAUAGUUGCUUGAGUAUUAAUUUAAAAGAUACACUUCCUUUUUUUUCAAAAAACCUAUUGAUUUUCAUCCGGGGUUCCUGUAGGAUACUUGACUGCUUCCUAAUUUGGGUAAGAUAGACAUAGUCUUAUAGCCAUCACCAAUCUGCAACUUUUGUUAAGACAAUCUGAAAACCCUGCAGAAUGCAGAUUCAUUGCAAUAAGUUUUCUAGUUCAGAGUGGGGGGACCUGUGGGGGCAAUUCUGUUAUUGCCGCCUCUCAUGUUCUUGUCUCCUUAGCCGAUACAAUAUAGUUAUCAUUCAUUU